AUGUCCCACACUGCAGCAGUUCCUUAUGUUGUGUUCCAGUGCGCAUGCUUGUCAGUCUUACUCCUGGUAGCUGUUACCGAAAUUAACGCUGGUUGGAUAUAUGGAGGUGGUGGUGGAGGACACGGGGGUGGUGGGGGCGGUGGAUACGGCGGUGGAGGUCACGGAGGCGGAGGCGGAGGUCAUGGAGGCGGCGGCGGAGGCUACGGAGGUGGAGGCCAUGGCGGCGGCGGUUAUGGCGGAGGGGGCCACGGAGGCGGCGGGGGUGGAUACGGCGGAGGUGGCCACGGAGGAGGUGGUGGUGGUGGAUACGGAGGAGGCGGCCAUGGGGGAGGUGGAUACGGUGGUGGCGGUUUCGGCGGCGGUGGUCACGGCGGGGGCGGUGGUGGCCCAACUAUCAUCAAGAUCAUCACUCUAGGAGGAGGCUCCGGUGGUGGUGGUCAUGGAGGCGGUGGAGGCGGAUAUGGAGGUGGUGGUUACGGAGGUGGCGGCGGCGGCGGAAAAGGAGGUGGUGGUGGUGGAUUUGGAGGAGGUGGAAAAGGAGGUUGGUGGUAG
This is a messenger RNA of Homalodisca vitripennis (glassy-winged sharpshooter), 552 nucleotides long. RefSeq names its product acanthoscurrin-2-like. NCBI's taxonomy places the organism in Eukaryota, Metazoa, Arthropoda, Insecta, Hemiptera, Cicadellidae. The transcript has 3 exons. Bases 1 to 552 code for a protein of 183 amino acids. The record is from RefSeq and is a predicted model, not a curated record.